This is a messenger RNA of Hypomesus transpacificus, 2064 nucleotides long. RefSeq lists its product as uncharacterized. The coding region runs from base 39 to 1982 and encodes 647 amino acids. The record is from RefSeq and is a predicted model, not a curated record. Lineage: Eukaryota; Metazoa; Chordata; Actinopteri; Osmeriformes; Osmeridae. The transcript is spliced from 14 exons. Gene Ontology annotation, molecular function: ubiquitin-protein transferase activity.
CUGUUCCUGUUAAAAACCUUGACCUCCAAAUAAAUGUAAUGUCAGGACCCACCAAUCGGACCCCCACAGGUUCUAAGGAGCUCGAGCUAGCCCAGACAGGGCUAGGAAAACGAAUGGUGUCAGUGCCAGAGGACAGCAGCCAUAAAGAGAUAGUGUCACUGAUAGAAGAGGAGUUUUUGAAACUCCGCCCCCUUGAAGGAAGGUGGAUGUUUUUCAAGGCAACAGGAGGCAGUGGCCAAAGGAAGCUCUCUAUCGUCCCCAUGGACACAGAAGGCUACUCUGUCCGGCAGCUUCGCACUGCAUCAAACAAUGGGAAAAAUGUCCUCUUUUUGGUUCCUCUGCAAGAGGAGUUGGACACAGAGCCACUUCCUUACAAUGCAGCAGAAUUUGCAAGGAUGCCACAGGUGCCUUGCCUGACUUGCAAUACAACCAUGCCCCUGCAAAUGUUGGCACUUCAUGCCGAGAAUUGCCAACCAACAACAGAGGAGCAGAGUGGUGUGGCGGUCAUAGAGGAGGAGAAUGAGGAGGAGAAUGAUGCCAUUGGCACUUCAGAGGAGCAAGGGGUGUGCCCUAUAUGCCAAGAAGUAUUUCCUACUUCAGUGCUCCCUCUUCAUGCCAGUGUUUGUGCAGAAAGAUCCUUCUGCAACAACACAAUUGUGGAGCCUGAUAUGGAGGUUCCAGGCCCUUCAUCUGCAGAUUCCUCUGUGGCUCGAUCAGCCCUUCGUUUAACAACUUCUUUAGCAACAGCAUGGAAAACAGCAGAUACCCCCCUAGAAGCCAUGCGGCUGUUUCUACAAGAACUGAGGCAAGGAGGAGAACACCAGCCAUCUCUACUGCUGUCACUGGAUGCCAGGGAUGAUGAUGAGGAGCGGGACAGUGCCCUUGUUUCUUUUUACAAAGAAAUGCGUCAAAAGAGCCAAUGGACAGCACCUUUCAAGUGCCGCAUUCUAGGGGAUGCUGCAGUUGGUGUGGGGGUUGCUAGACAUACCCUGUCAUCAACCAUUUCCAAAUUAAAACAUGGGUUUAAACUGAACUUGGGAAAUGCUGCAGUGACUACAAUGUUUGAAGGACAAACAGACCACCUUGUGCCUGCCUUGUCCGCAGCCCUCAUUGACAGUGACCUGUUCCUUAUGGCUGGUAGGAUGAUUGGCCACUCCGCAAUUCAUGGCGGUCCUACUCUGUCAGGGCUUAGUCUGGCAGUGGUGGAUUCCUUGAGAUAUGGCUCAAAGGAAACGGCCACAUCAUCGCUCUGCCUAGAGGACUGCUCAGAUAUAGACCACAGGGAAACCAUCGGUCUGUUGCUGAAGGAAGAAUUGGGUGAAGAAGAGUCUUCACGAGUAACCAACCUUUGUCUGGAGUGGUAUUUCCCGGUGCCAACCAAGGAGACAAACAGACUACUACUCUUCCAGCAGCUGCUUUCUCAUGCUGUACUUGGCAGAUCAAAUGCUCAAAUAAAGCAAAUCAGAAAGGGGUUGAAGGACACUGGAAUUUGGCCACUACUUGCCUGUCGACCAGAUGUUGCUCCCCUAUUGUUCCCCAGAGAGUCUGUUGUGAAACUCACCUCCCAACCCAGCAUCGUGCAGCUUGAUUGGCAUUCGCCAGACAACACCAGGAUUGGCUGGCAGAUGGUCCUAGAGUCCAUCACAUGGCCCCCAUCGAAACAAACAGAUGACAGUGACAACAGUGACAGUGAAAUCUCAGAUGGCAAAGUCAGCCUCAUCUCUGGAUUUCUUCGAACCUUCGUUGAAGAGGCAUCCCCAGACAUUUUGCGGCAGCUUCUGAAGUUCUGGGUCGGUUGGGAGGUGCCAUCCAAUACCCUCAAGUUAGAAAUUGUGAACUCAUGUGGUCGUAACCACCUACCAACCUCGAGCACCUGCUAUGAGCGUUUACGUAUCUCUAAUCACUACACCAGGUACUCCGCUCUAAAAGCGGAUCUAAUUAUAUGUCUACAGUCUGUUGAGAGUGGGUUCGGCCUGGUGUAAUAAGGUGAACAACUUAAAAAAACAUUUUAUUUUGCUUGUGACACUUUGAAAAGAAUGCAGAAUGAAGAAUGGCCUUCUCUGC